UACAAAGCAAUUGAUAUGUACGAAUGGGUAGAAGCCCUAAAAUUAAAAUUAGCAGCAGUGACCAAACCUGUGUUGAAGAACUCGAAGAUGGCCUCUGUUACUCUUCUCCGUCCAUGCUUCCUUCACACUCACACUCACACUCACACUCACAUCCUCAAACCCCCUUCUACCCUAACACUUAGACCCUUCCCAAUGUCUACAUCCAAAUCGAAGCUCAAAAGCGGCGUCGUUGUGGCUCGAAUGUCAAAUCCCCAAAACAAUUCCUCGCCGCCAGCGACGGAGCGGUUAAUCUCCGUCGUCGCUUACACACUCCCAUUCUUCAACUCUGUCCAGUACGGUCGAUUCAUCCUCUCACAAUACCCAAACCUAGCACUCCUCUUCGACCCUAUAAUUCCACUACUCUCGUUCUACAGGUCCAUUCCUUACUCCUCCUUCGUAGCAUUCUUCGCACUCUACUUGGGAAUCGUCAGAAACCCUAGCUUCCCCAAGUAUGUGAGGUUCAACGCAAUGCAAGCCGUCACGCUCGACGUGCUCCUCGUGAUUCCACUACUACUCCAACGGAUCUUCUCUCCGGGUCGGACCGGGCUCGGGUUCCGGGUGACGAUUUGGUCGCACAAUGCUAUAUUCCUAUUCAGCGUCAUGUGCUUCCUCUACAGUGUGGGGUCUUGUGUUUUGGGUCGUACACCUUACUUGCCUUUUGUUGCCGAUGCUGCUUCUAGGCAAAUCUGAAGAAGAUUCAUUCGUCUUGUUAUUUUGCAUUUCAAGUUCUGCUUGUGUUAUAUUGUAUCUCCCAUUACAGUGAAACUAAAAUUUCACCUUGAAUACAAUUUCUAGUCGCGAAUUCCUGCUACAAUGUAUUGCUUACGAACAACUCAACAAGUAGCAAAA
Gastrolobium bilobum is the source of this 888-nucleotide messenger RNA. Its product is annotated as protein TIC 20-II, chloroplastic. NCBI's taxonomy places the organism in Eukaryota, Viridiplantae, Streptophyta, Magnoliopsida, Fabales, Fabaceae. The transcript has a single exon. The coding region runs from base 16 to 729 and encodes 237 amino acids. The record is from RefSeq and is a predicted model, not a curated record.